Molecule: messenger RNA, 952 nt
Organism: Pogonomyrmex barbatus (red harvester ant)
Lineage: Eukaryota; Metazoa; Arthropoda; Insecta; Hymenoptera; Formicidae
Product: transmembrane protein 17
Biological process (GO): non-motile cilium assembly
Cellular component (GO): ciliary transition zone
Source: RefSeq, a predicted model, not a curated record
ACUUACUUGUUACGGGAAUCCACCAAACUAUAGUUAAGUAACUUUCUCUAUAUACAUUGGAUUUUUAGUGCGCAUGCGCAUUAAAACCUUGUUUAAUACACUGGUGAGAUUGAGGUGAUCCCUAAUCACACGAGUGGUUGUGUAAAAAAAAUCAGAAUUUGAAUUUGUAACUAUAAAUAAGUAUUUAAAGUUUGUCGUUUUUCUGAAUGAGAAAAUCAGAAUGUGGAGAACAUCAGUUGUUACUGCGUCAGAUCGUAUAUUUCCUGGUUUGGUAUAUCAUGAUCGGAAAAAAGAAUUUUAUGAUAUAGGAAAUCAAAUACAAUCCAAUUUGCCGCUUCAAAUGGCAUUGUAUUUUAAUGUAUGGGUAUAUCCUUUGUGGUUCUUUAUAAUACUUAUUAACUUAGAUGCAAAAUAUUAUUAUUUGACAGAUGUUUAUAAGUUUAUAACUGUAGCAGUAUUUAUUGUUAUAUCAAUAUUGGAAGGUAUAAGAUUAUAUUUGGGAUAUCUUGGAAAUUUAGCAGAGAAGAUUCCAGAACUGGCCAGUUUUUGGCUAAUAUCUACACUCAUACAUUUUCCUUUAGAGAUGUUUCUUCUUUUUGAUAGCAAAACCAAAUCUCAUCUUAGCGAAACAAUUACUAAUAGUAUUAUGGCAUUUUUGCUCGUUAUAGAAAUUAUAACAGCUACCGUAGCUUUAAAAAAAUCGGCAGAUCAUCAUGCUAAAAGGUUUUAUAUCGCGCAGUUAUAUGAAAUUGAAAAUAGUGCACAUUGAUUAAUAUUUAUUUCAUAUAUUAAUAUUUAUUUUAUUGCUUUCAACAUUUGACAAUAUUAUUAUUAAUACGUCGUAAGACUUAACAAAACAUAAAACAGAUGAUAUGUUACAUAUUAAUAACUUUUGUACUUUGUUAAACUACAUAUGUAAGUAAUAUAUAGGAAUAUAUAAUUUUAUAUAAAA